AUGAGUAAACCUGGGUCAGAACGGACGGCCGCAGACCUCAUCAUACCGCCGCGAGUCAAGGGCCCUCCUUUUGAACCUGACAAGCCGGGUCCUCCUGCAACGGUCCAGAGUGCAGCCACUUACAUCGGGAAGGAUAAGAUCGCCACCGAGGCCGAGACCAUUCGGCGGGCUGCGGGUCGUGCAAAGAACUCGACCAACAAAGAAGAACGGCCUCAACAAGAGACGGAAGAGCAUCACAAGUCAGGGGGCUUGCUUGAAGCAGUUGCGGCCGCCAGCCAGGGAAUUGCGGAAUCGACACAGAGAGGGGUCGAGCGGGUGAGCAGUGUGGUCAAGGACGGAGUGAAGAGCAUUCUGCGAAGCACGGGGAAAGGCGCUGACAGACGGGACUCGUAG
Molecule: messenger RNA, 393 nt
Organism: Klebsormidium nitens
Lineage: Eukaryota; Viridiplantae; Streptophyta; Klebsormidiophyceae; Klebsormidiales; Klebsormidiaceae
Source: the annotation of a GenBank genome assembly